AUGGUUGCGGCGGCGGCGGCGACCCUCGGCUCCUCCUUCUCGCACUUGCCGGUAGGGAGGCGGCAACGGCGGCAGCCGAGCUACAGCGGAGCGGCGGGCCAAACACUGCGCAUGCGCCUCACGAAUCCCUCGCGCGACCUAGCGGCCCCGCGCCGGCGCAGAACCGGACAGGGGUGGGCUGCAAGCGCGAAGGCGCGCAGGUGGAGCGGUCUCCGUGCGCGCGGAGGGCCUGAGACCAGAAAGGCGGGAGUCCCGGCGGAGCGUCGCGUUAGGAAUGACGCGCACGCGCAGGCUCCGCCCCUUCGUCUAUACGCGUCCGUAGCUAUGGAAACGACCACGCGGGGCAGGAGGGCGCGCGCAGGCCUGGAGCGGCGCGCCUCAGUGGCCAAGGAAGGGAAAGAGAGGAGGGUGCGAGUGCAGGCUAAGCUCGAUCUGGGCAUAGUGUGCCUGGGUAGAGGCGUGUCCAGGAGUCCGGGGCUCCCCGUGGGAGGGGCGGCGGGCGGGGGCUUCGGCCUGUGUGCACUGCAGCACGUGCCCCAGGCGGCGGGGACGGGCACGGGCGCAGCUCGGAGGCUUCGAGCUGCUGCCGACUCGGAGGAUGACAGCAGCGAGGAGGAGCACUCGCACGACAGCAUGAUCCGUGUUGGAACCAAUUACCAAGCAGUAAUUCCGGAGUGCAAGCCUGAGAGCCCAGCGCGCUAUAGCAACAAGGAGUUGAAGGGGAUGCUGGUGUGGUCACCCAACCACUGUGUAUCAGAUGCCAAACUGGACAAGUACAUUGCCAUGGCCAAGGAGAAGCAUGGCUACAACAUUGAGCAGGCACUCGGCAUGCUUCUGUGGCAUAAACAUGAUGUGGAAAAAUCUCUGGCUGAUCUAGCCAACUUCACCCCCUUCCCUGAUGAGUGGACAGUGGAGGACAAGGUGCUGUUUGAACAGGCCUUUGGUUUCCAUGGCAAGUGCUUCCAGCGGAUCCAGCAGAUGCUACCUGACAAGCUGAUUCCCAGCCUGGUGAAGUAUUACUACUCUUGGAAGAAGACCCGGAGUCGAACUAGUGUGAUGGACAGGCAGGCCAGGCGGCUGGUUUUGGUUGGCAGUGAUGAGCUUGAAGAGGGACGAGGAGCUGUGAGUGAGGGAGAGCCAGACACUGGAGACCCCAAGCGAGAGCCUCUGCCAGCUCGACCUCUGAAUGCACGGCCUGGUCCUGGGAAGAAGGAGAUUCAGGUGUCUCAGUACCGCCAUCACCCACUACGAACUCGGAGACGUCCGCCCAAGGGCAUGUACCUGAGUCCUGAAGGCCUCACUGCAGUAUCAGGAAGCCCAGACCUUGCUAACCUCACACUCCGAGGUCUUGACUCACAGCUCAUCUCUCUUAAGCGCCAGGUUCAGAGCAUGAAGCAGACCAAUAGCAGCCUCCGCCAAGCACUAGAGGGUGGCAUUGACCCUCUCCGUCCCCCUGAGGCCAAUACUAAGUUCAACUCCCGCUGGACCACAGAUGAGCAACUUCUGGCUGUACAAGCUAUUCGUAGAUAUGGCAAAGACUUUGGGGCUAUUGCAGAGGUGAUUGGGAACAAGACUCUGACCCAAGUGAAGACCUUCUUUGUGAGCUACCGUCGCCGCUUCAAUCUGGAGGAGGUGCUGCAGGAAUGGGAAGCUGAGCAGGAUGGGGCCCCUGCAGCUCCAGUCCCCAUGGAAGAGGCCAGGCGAGGGGCCCCCGUGCCAGCCCCAACCUUAGAAGAAGAUGAUGAGGUGCAGAUUACAUCUGUCUCAACAUCAGUA
Molecule: messenger RNA, 1776 nt
Organism: Cricetulus griseus (Chinese hamster)
Lineage: Eukaryota; Metazoa; Chordata; Mammalia; Rodentia; Cricetidae
Source: RefSeq, a predicted model, not a curated record